CGCAAGCAUCGGAAAAACUAGUAAAGCUCCGUAUCACCGAUCGUGGCGUACAAGGAGCCACUCCAGCUGAACAGAGCGGCCACUUAUGAAGAGGUGACCGCUAAGCUCGCGUCGCAAAGCGUAUCGCCUCACAACGACAUAGCGCCCACUUGAACAUCGGCCGACUGCGCUGCCGACUGUACCGUUCUUCUGGUGAUGCUUCCUCAUCCAAAGGAUUACCGAGACUUGGCGUAGGCACUUGGUGAACCGGGUGUCUUGCGUGAGUUCGGUUCGGCGGAAGCCCUCUUAUCGUGGCUUUAGUUCGGCCCUCUAGGAUUUAGCUUACGGUUCCCAUCGAAGGUUUUCAGAACGGCACAGGCCCCACUAGUCAACAGUGAUGGCUCCAGCGGCCGAGUACAUCGUGUUCGGUGGCCUGAUGGCCCUCAAUUUCGGUCUUGGGCUGUACUUCUCACUAAGGCGUAAGGCCCGGUCUGCGGACACCACGACCGAAGUAUUUUUGGGCAGCCGGGCCCUCCGUUCAUUCCCACUGGCUGCAUCGGUCGUGGCCAGCCUCAUCUCGUCCACGGGACUCGUCGGUUUCACGGGACACUUUUACGCGUAUGGCUUCCACCUGAUCUGGAGUGGUCUGACCACGAUAGCGGUGACACCGUUGGUGGCUGGCCUGUUCCUUCCAGUGUUCUACUCCCUGCGCAUCACGUCCGUGUUUGAGUACGUCCGUCUGCGGUUCAACUCAGCAAUUUCGUUAACAACUUGUGGAAUGUACUUGUUCUUGACGCAAAGUAUCGGCGCACUCUCCAUAUUCGCCGCCAGCUUAACCAUCGCCACAAUUUUUGGAGCACCCCUCAUCUGGUGUAACAUCUUGAUUGGAAUAUGCGGAACACUCUACACGGCUCUUGGCGGACUGAGAGGUGUCGUGUGGACCGACUGCAUGCAGCUCGUCUUCAUCCUACUCGGUCCCGUUACGGUCAUCGCGAAGAUCAUCAUAGACUCUGGCAGUUCCAGAGGGGCCUCGAUGGCACUGCGUGAAAUCAAUCUUAGCACGUACAUCGCGAACGUUACGCUGGACAUCACGCACGACGAGAACAUUUGGUCAGCCCUUGUAGCGUCUGCGACGGCUGCCAUUUACCGAGUUGGUCUGGACCAGGUCGUUGUUCAGAGGUGUAUGGCCUCACGAACCCUUGGCGGCGCUCAGAGGACCGUCUUGAUGGGAUCGUUUAUGCUCGUCGGCGUUUACCUCGUCAACCUAUCUGUCACUGUGGCUUUGAUAGUUUGGUUCUGGGGAUGUGACCCGAAGUUGUCCGGAGCUAUCCAGAACUAUGAUCAGAUAUUGCCGUAUUACGUGAAGGCCUUCCUGGUUCAGAUUCCAGGAUUCACUGGGAUUUUCCUUGCUGCUGUUGUAAGCGCCGCUACAAGCACGAUAUCAUCGCUGAUUAAUUCCCAGGCGGCGGUCGUCUACGUUGAUGUGCUGUCGCCAAACAUCAAGGGAGCCAGUUCCCACGUCAAAUGGAUCACACGGGGAACAGCAUUCCUACUUGGGAUAUUAAUGACGCUGUACAGCUGUAUCUGCAUAUACAUGGGCUCCAUUACAAGGGUCAUAAUGAUGGUGCUUUCCGCAUCAACAGGACCUUUCGUGGGCUUGCUCAUACUGGCGAUUGCCUUCCCAUUCGUACAUACAAAGGGUGCGGGCAUUUCGACGCUCCUGCUCUUGGGCUUCCAACUGCUGGUCAUGUGGCAGGCCAUCCACAGCGGCACCAAGCCACCGUUCAUGCCGGUCAGUCUCGACUACUGUCCGGACAACCGCACCCGCCUUGAAAGCAACUCGAGCUUCACAACUAUUCUGCCAACUGAAAGGCCACACAACACAUCAGACCCAUUCCAGCUCUCGCCAUUCUGGAGCUGCCUCUUCAGCACGUGUGGCACAGUCGUCCUUGGAGUAUUGAUAAGCGUUGCAACAGGGGAGCACAAAAAGCGGAAGGCUGACGUGGCACACGUCAACAAGUGGUUUAUUCACCUCUGGAGGAAACUAGGAUUUGUGGAAUAUGACAUCAAGGAACUAAAUGCAGAUAAAGAAAGAGACGCCGAGCAGACAACUGCAAUCUUAUUACUUAACGGAGACGCGCACAAGCCUGAGACGACGAUAUGAUUGGACGAAUGUAUAGAAAAGAAAUGAUCUCCGUAGCUCUUUUUAACCUACUCAUACUCGCAAAUCCACUGACAUAAGGGGGUGGAGGCGUGUGUCACUGUCAUCGCAUAAUGGCAUUCAAGACAAGUGCAAUGGAGUAAAACAUGACCGUACGCAAGGCAUAAAUAUGUGCGAAUCAGCUGAAACACGUUGCUUGCGAUGUUAUUGGCAAACAUAGCUAAGAUAUUAUUUUAGUUUCGCUUGAGCAUCACUGCCACUUUCUGCAUUCCGCGCUCUUGUAGAAACGUCAAUUUUUUUUCCGAGCAGCUCAACUCACUUACCUCACAAUCUCCCUAUAAAAAUUGAAUGUGUUUGUGUUUAUCUACCUCUGUAAUUUAGCAUGAGUAUGGUUUUCUUGAUAGAACGUGGCUUUGGAAAUAUAUAAAAGUGUGCAAUUGAUUUUCAUGCGACUGAGUGUUCUACAAUAGUGGAUGACAUCGUAGCUCUUACAUUCAUCAUAAUCACUAAAACUAUCACUGUUUAUUUGUUUUGUUUUUGUCAUGUUCCUGUUUGUGUGUGUGGGUGUGUGUUGUGUUAAUGUGUAGGCGUGCUGAGCGCAAGGUAAAAUAAAGACGCUAUUUCACACUUU
Molecule: messenger RNA, 2771 nt
Organism: Rhipicephalus microplus (southern cattle tick)
Lineage: Eukaryota; Metazoa; Arthropoda; Arachnida; Ixodida; Ixodidae
Product: sodium-coupled monocarboxylate transporter 2
Biological process (GO): sodium ion transport; transmembrane transport
Cellular component (GO): membrane
Molecular function (GO): symporter activity
Source: RefSeq, a predicted model, not a curated record